Cynoglossus semilaevis (tongue sole) is the source of this 1774-nucleotide messenger RNA. RefSeq names its product farnesyltransferase, CAAX box, subunit beta (gene fntb). NCBI's taxonomy places the organism in Eukaryota, Metazoa, Chordata, Actinopteri, Pleuronectiformes, Cynoglossidae. Gene Ontology annotation, biological process: protein farnesylation. Bases 130 to 1398 code for a protein of 422 amino acids. Gene Ontology annotation, molecular function: protein farnesyltransferase activity. Gene Ontology annotation, cellular component: protein farnesyltransferase complex. The transcript is spliced from 12 exons. The record is from RefSeq and is a predicted model, not a curated record.
GAGCGGACGCUUAUUUUCCGCCCAGCGGAAGUUCUCAUACUACAGUGAAAGUGAUAGAAUAAUCAAAACAAAGUACCCAGUGCCGCAGUAUUUCCAUUUUUUUCUGUUACGUCUCUCACAAUUGCCUCCAUGGACGGUGUACCGACGACGCUGCGGUGUUUCCGUGAGCGUCACUCCGUGGAGAUGUUCCGUGACGACGGCGUGGAGACCGUGACUUCACUGGAGCAGAAAAAAGUUGAAGCCAGUAUUGAAGAGGUUCUCAGUGUUUACAAACAAAUACACAGCGUCCCACAACCUACUUUGAUGCGGGACCAGCACUACCAGUAUCUGAGGAAGGGCUUACGUCACCUGUCUGAUGCCUACGAGUGUCUGGACGCCAGCAGACCCUGGCUCUGUUUCUGGAUUCUCCACAGUUUGGAGUUACUGGAGGAGCCCAUUUCCUCUGCUGUGGCCUCAGACGUGUGUCAGUUCCUGGCCCGUUGUCAGUCGGCGACAGGAGGCUUCGCCGGAGGACCGGGUCAACACGCUCACCUCGCGCCUACGUACGCUGCCGUCAACGCCCUCUGUAUCAUCGGCACAGAAGAGGCCUACAACGUUAUAGACAGGGAGAAGCUUCUAGAUUUCCUAUGGUCAGUGAAGCAGCCUGAUGGUUCGUUUGUGAUGCACGUCGGAGGAGAGGUGGACGUCAGGAGUGCGUACUGUGCAGCCUCUGUAGCUUCGCUCACAAACAUCCUGACAACAAAACUGUUUGAGAACACGCCCAACUGGAUCCUCAGGUGUCAAAACUGGGAGGGUGGUCUCAGCGGAGUCCCAGGACUGGAAGCUCACGGUGGUUACACCUUCUGUGGCACGGCUGCACUUGUCAUCCUGGGUAAAGAACACGUACUGAAUCUCAAAGCCUUACUGAGGUGGGUGGUGAGCAGACAGAUGAGGUUCGAGGGAGGUUUUCAAGGCCGCUGUAACAAACUGGUGGACGGCUGCUACUCUUUCUGGCAGGCUGGACUCCUGCCGCUGCUGCACAGAGCUUUAUUCAAAGAAGGAGAGUCGGAGCUCAGUCGGCAGAGGUGGAUGUUCCAGCAGCAGGCCCUGCAGGAGUACAUCCUCCUCUGCUGUCAGAACCCAGCAGGGGGCCUCCUGGACAAACCUGGCAAAUCCAGGGAUUUCUACCACACGUGUUACUGCCUGAGUGGACUCUCCAUUGCACAACACUUUGGAAACAACGACCUUCAUCAUGAAACGAUUCUGGGCAAAGAGGAGAACAGACUGGCUCCAACUCAUCCUGUUUACAACAUGUGUCCAGACAAAGUGGCCCAGGCUCUGCAGCACUUUCACCGACUUCCUGUCCCGGGCGACAACAGACACACGGAAGCUUCUGGAUCUGCUGGGCCUCAGUCUUAGCUCCUUCUCAUUGGAGACCAAAACCCCGACUCGACUGCAGUCCAUGUCCAUGUGACCCGGACAGUUCCUCCAGCUGGCCACGGCGGCGCUGUUAGUGGAUGAAAAGCUGAGCAGAAGCCGAGGAGUUAAAAAGGUUUUUCAGCUGAAGUUCAGUUUGAGCUGAAAUUGUUCUGCCUGUUGUUUUCAUUCUGUGAAACAAAACUUGGAAAUCUGUGAUGGUUUCAUUAUGACUGACAUUAAUAAAAAAAAAAAGUUUGUACAACUCUUUUCAUCACUGGUGUCAAAGCCUGAGACAUGUUGGACAGUGACAUCCCUUAGUUGUGCUUUUUGGGUCUGUUUGACAAACUAAAACAAUAAAGUUAUCUGGAUACUUAAA